Messenger RNA from Columba livia (rock pigeon), 3273 nucleotides. Its product is annotated as KIAA0040 ortholog. The transcript has a single exon. Lineage: Eukaryota; Metazoa; Chordata; Aves; Columbiformes; Columbidae. Bases 1 to 333 code for a protein of 110 amino acids. The record is from RefSeq and is a predicted model, not a curated record.
AUGGAGCAAAAGAUCAGCUCUUUCUUUAAUUCCAUCUUGGAGCUUAUCCGUACCAAGCAUGAGGAAGGCGUCUUCAACACCGUCUGCUUGGUCGUGCUGAUGGGUCUGCCUUUUGUUGUCCUCAUUGCAUUCAUUUUCAUCUGCUGCCACUGCUGCUUCUGCAGACGGAGGGGAGAACACAGGAAGAAAGGUGCCACCAGCAGCAAUGGGCAGCUGCACGCCGAGAGGAACAAGAAGAAAAAGAAGAAGAAGAAGAAGGAUGAAGAGGACCUGUGGAUCUCUGCUCAGCCCAAGCUGCUCUUGCUGGACAAGAGGCCCUCUUUGGCCAUCUAGCAGCCAGGGGUGUUCAGGCUCUCCCCUCGGAAAUACCACCAGUUCUUUCAGCUGUGCACUAUGAGGAGUGAGGAGAUGCCAGAGCUGCUGCCACUUUAUGGUGACUUUCCAAAGAGGGUGAGCCCAGUGGGUAACCAGCGUGUUGAAGGGUCAGCAGAGAGCAAAGCAGUUGAGCACAGGUUUAUGCAAGACCCUUCUCUCCCACCAUGAGAGCGUCUCCAAGGGCAGAAACCCCUGCAAAGAACAGGUGUGCCUUGCUGAGCACACACGGGUGACCUGCCACCGUGCUAUACGUACCUCCUGCCACGAGCACAAUGCACACCCAGUGGGCUGGCACUUAGCAAACUGGGAGCAAAGUUCUCUCCCUCUGCACUGGUGUGCGAGCACAUGCACCAUGGCACAGACAAGGCUGCACAAGGACCACGUGCACUUGAAGACACAGCCACCUGCACGCUCCCCCUGCAUAAACACAGACGGCUGCAUGCAAAGCAAGCACGGGCACGCCUCGUUUGCUUGCCCGGCUGCUGAGGUAGCACAACUUGGCUGUCUAGGCUCCGUCCAAACCCAGCAUGUGUUGGAGAUGCAAAAAAAGCCAAGAGCAGAGUUGUCCCACAGCUCAAAGAUGUGCCAGCUCCCCCGCCACCAAACCAAAGGCAACUGAGAGCGUCUGAAGACAGAUGCCCUCAGCCCAACCUUAGAGACCUCAAGAUGCAUUGCCACCCAGGCUAGAUGCAGGGAGGAGAGAGGAGGCUGCAAGACUGGCCCUUUUGCACCAGCACUUCAAAAAAAAUAAUCUUGAAAGACUGUUUUAUACAGACUUGCCUUUAGAGAGCCCACCACGCUACUGCAAGAGUGGAAACACAAGCUGAAGCUGUGUAAAGGCUUAGCGCUACAGGCAAUAGAGUUAUUUAUUGAAUGACUACUAAAGAAGAGCAGGACCAAAAGCCCCUCUGUGGUGGGGCUUGGCACACCAAAGCGGUAUUGAAGCAGCAGACACGCUUUCCCAGACACUCGGCCGUCCCCUCUCCCUGCAGCCCUUGUGCACACACAGACCCACCAGCACGCACCACUGCCAGCUGAUGCCAGUGCAGGGGCUUCUAUACAGCUCUCAAGCCGACUGACUCCAGGAUUUGGGACAUGCUGUAGGAGCAGAGAGGAGUGAAGUUCAUGCCCACAGUCAUCCCUUAGCCAGGGACGCAUCAUCCAGCUGGACCCUGCAUCACUCUCCAUGCCCAUCUCCCUUGGAUGUGCGACGGCUUAGCCAAGCACAGCAGCUAAAAGGACCACACACAGCUCUCACCCUGCUUUGGUUUUGACUGUCUGCUCCCCCUGCCUACCUUCUGAGGAGCUGGGGAUCUCUUCUGCCCCCCACUCUCCACCCUGCCAGGCUCUGUCUCUCCCAGCCUGUUCUGCCAGUGAGAGAUGCACACGCGUGAUCCAAAGCCCCAUCACAUCUGGGUUUUGCCCUAUGUCUGUACACUGGAUAUUUUCCUCCCAUUUUCUUCCAGUUCUUAAGCUGCUGGAGCAGACAGAUCUGCCAGCCAUAGCCAGAUGUGUGGGGGACAAGCAGCCAAACCCACAUGGGCAAGAUGGGAUGGAGCUGCCAGACACCACGGCUUCCAACCCAGGCGAGGGCGAUGCCGCCUUCCCCCAGCUCCCGGGGUGUGCACCAGCAGGGCGGCAAAGCCACCAGUUAGAAGCAGCUGCUUGUGCCACCCUGUCCCAGCGCAGCCUGUUUUGUCCGACACAGACAGGGCGGUGAUGUUAACAUCACGUCAGGGGGUUUGGCUGCAUGCGGCUGUGCUGGUAACAGCCAGGAGGCCCGGGCUCCUCCUCGCACAGCCCUUUAAAUUGACCCCAUAUGUGCCUUAUUUUCCAGCUUACUUCGUUACCACUGAAAUAAGUGACUCCCUUCUCCUCCAAAACAAGAAGUAACAUAUAAUGCUAUUAAAAAAUCAGAAUUUGCUACACCUAAUCCUAGAGAGAAUGCAGGAAUAGCUCUGGUCUCUGUCGCAAACUGCCAGUCCUCUUCCUUCCCUCCUUUCCCCCAUCCAUGUACUUUUCCCAGCCCUCCUGCCUCUGCGCUCACCAGGUGGGCAAUGCAGCUGUCAGAAAGCUGCCCACGCAGGUGCUCCUGCUGCAAUCCAGAGGCAGCAGCAGCCCCGCAGGAAGGGCGGUGCUGCCUGGAGGAAUAUUAAACAAAAAAAAAGAGCAAAGGGAAAUCUGAUGUGAGGCCAGAAGCGUACCUGAACAAGCAGGGGCACGGAGGCAGCCAGCGCCAGCAGAGUACAGCCUACCUGGUGUGGAGCUGCUGGGUUUUGCAUGGCUCCUUGCAAGAAGGUCCUUCUCCAGAAGAGCUGGCAAGUAAUGUUUCUGGCAAGGGCAACUGAUUCCUGCAAGAACCAGAGAACCAUCAAGAAAAUGUCCUGCGUUGCAUCACACACAAUAUCUCUGAUCCAGGCUUUGGGGAGUUCAGAGCCAGGCCUGAAUUUCAGGAGCUCCCUAAAACCAUCAUUUAAACCAACACUGGGCUGGCCAGCGAGGGACUGGGUUACAACCUUGCCCUGUUCCAUCCCACCUGCAUAUGGUCCAAGGCUCUGCACCCCAAAAAAGCAAAGGGGCUACUGGUUUAGCCAAACCACACACCGAAACAGCUGCUUCUUGUGACAAAGAGCAGCGACAGCCUGAGGUGCACCAGGAGCUGUCACCCAUCGGCUGGGCAGCAGGGAGCUCACAGCAGCAGAAGCAUGGUACAGAACCACCGCUGCAUGGGUCCCCGCUCCCCAGACACCCUGCACUGCCUCCCACAACUGCAUUUCAGUAUCGACCUUUUAUUUUCCUAAACAGCCCCUGCAAUGGGGGAAAAAAAAACAAAACACCACUUUUUUGCAGUGUUUCUUUUUUAAAACAAAAAUAAAUGACUCUCAAACUGCAAACAAA